Molecule: messenger RNA, 448 nt
Organism: Pediculus humanus corporis (human body louse)
Lineage: Eukaryota; Metazoa; Arthropoda; Insecta; Psocodea; Pediculidae
Product: Metallothionein, putative
Exons: 2
Coding region: 2-343 (113 amino acids)
Source: RefSeq, a predicted model, not a curated record
AAUGAAGGCACAAGUCAUAUUAUUAUUAUCUAUGUUUUAUGCGGCACCUGUUUUAAGCAGGCCGUAUACUUGCCCAUACUGUUGCUACUGUUGCCCUUAUCCCUACUGUCACCUAGCAUGUUCUAGUGAGAGAAGUGACACUACUCCAAAAUGUAAAUGCGCCGAUGGAAAGCCCUGCUGCUGCUGUGAUGGUGAAAAUUGCGAAUGUGGCACUGAUGGUUGCAAAUGUGAUGGUUGUUGCGGUUGUUGCGGAUGUGGUGUUUGUGGCUGCGGAGGAUUGUCUUACGUCGAUGAUGAUGCAAAUUGGAAAAAAUGUUACGAGCAUAAUAUAUGGAUACAAUAAAUUCUCUAAAUUUAAUUUUUACAAAUAGCUGUGUCCUCAUUUUAUUUGUAUUGUUGUAAACUUUUAAAACCCUUAAAUAAAAACUUAAAAAUAAAGCAAUUAUUA